AUGGGAGAAUCUCCCGAGAAGAUGAAAAACGAAGCCGUAAAGAUAAUCGAAACAUUCCAAGUUCUACCAAAACUAGUUGUUUUCGAUCUCGAUUACACUCUCUGGCCAUUCUACUGCGAAUGUCGAUCCAAACGCGAAUCCCCUUCUCUCUAUCCCCACGCCAUGGGAAUCUUGUUAGCUCUCAAACACAAGGGAAUCGACAUUGCCGUCGCUUCUCGAUCGCCAACCGCAGAUAUUGCGAAGGCUUUCCUCAACAAAUUGGGAAUCACAUCAUUCUUUGUUGCUCAGGAAAUAUAUUCUAGUUGGAGUCAUAAAACGGAUCAUUUUCAGAGGAUUCAUUCAACUACUGGAAUUUCGUUUCAGGAUAUGCUCUUUUUUGAUGAUGAGAAUAGGAACAUCCAAGCGGUCUCUAAAAUGGGAGUAACUAGCAUUUUGGUUGAUAAUGGAGUAAAUCUUGGAGCUUUGUCUCAAGGUCUUGCACAGUUUUCACGAAACUGGAAUACAUCACAGAAGAACAAGCAGAAAUGGCUUUCCAACUAUUCUAAAAAGCCAGAUUCUUCCAACCCCGCCCCAUCAAAUUCAACAUCCAACCUCCAACACAACAUGCAACACAAACUUCUCUGUAAAUUUUCUAUCGAGGCCAACUUCACUCUCAGCACUUUGGUAAGGGUACAAGAACAAUCCUCCAAUAACAGGUGUUCUGUGUGGGUGUUGAUGCAAGCCAUAACAUAUGCAGAUUUGAUUUUUAUGGGGUUGAAGAAUAUGGACUUCUUUUUAAAAGUUGUCAACCAAUAUUGGUGA
Messenger RNA from Vicia faba (fava bean), 801 nucleotides. NCBI's taxonomy places the organism in Eukaryota, Viridiplantae, Streptophyta, Magnoliopsida, Fabales, Fabaceae. The record is from the annotation of a GenBank genome assembly.